Mycotypha africana is the source of this 189-nucleotide messenger RNA. RefSeq names its product small subunit of serine palmitoyltransferase-like protein. Gene Ontology annotation, biological process: ceramide biosynthetic process. Lineage: Eukaryota; Fungi; Mucoromycota; Mucoromycetes; Mucorales; Mycotyphaceae. The transcript has 2 exons. The record is from RefSeq and is a predicted model, not a curated record. Gene Ontology annotation, cellular component: serine palmitoyltransferase complex. Bases 1 to 189 code for a protein of 62 amino acids. Gene Ontology annotation, molecular function: serine C-palmitoyltransferase activity.
AUGACAGCUAUCAAGAAUAUCAAUAAAUAUAUCUCAAGAAAAGUAUACCAAUAUGAGUUACAAACAGCUCUUUACAUGUUGGAGCCUUGGGAAAAGUUCCUUUUCAAUUCACUUGCGCUUUGUCUGUUAAGCUUGUCAAUUGCAACCAUCUAUCAUUUUACACCUACAAUAUUUAGCAGCACGUCAUAA